CGCCGGCAAGAGGUUGAAUGGUAUAGUUUUUCUGUUUAUGUUGUCAGUGCUAAAAUAAAAAAAUAAAAGAACACAUUUUUUCGCAAAUACUUACCGGUCUGAAUUUAUGAUUUUCUUCUGGUGUUAAUAGUAAAUGUGGUGUUAUUUAAAAUAUUUAUGUAAAAGUUGUACACGUAAAACAUCAUGUUGGAGAAUGAAGUGUUGGCGCUGCAAAAUCAAUUAACCAUCGCACGCAAUGAAAUCAACAAAUUGAGACAACAAGUGCGCAAUUUGCAACACGUUCAAAGAAAGGAUAUUGAUAGUGUGGCCCGUCUGCUUCGAGAAUUCCGCUGCGAGGGUUGUCGUCGCCAAACUGCAGAGGAAAACACCCGCAAUAGCAAUGUAAUACCCAAGCAAAAUCAGCAAUUAGAUGACUCAAAUGCAGAGGCAUUGGGUGGUGUGCGUUGGCAACAAAUCGGCGUGAUACGUACCGCAUUUCCGGAAAAACGUGGCGUACCUCGACAGUCGAGUGUAGGUGGUCGAUUGCGUGGUAUUGUGGAGUUGAACUCCGAUACUUUUACAAAUCCAGAACACGCAUUGGAAGGCUUAGAAGAAUACUCACACAUGUGGCUAAUUUACCAUUUUCAUAAAAACAAUGCACAUCCGAAGGCCAAGGUCGCACCGCCGCGUUUGGGUGGUGAACGUGUGGGUGUAUUUUCCACACGUUCACCGCAUCGUCCCUGCCCAAUCGGUUUGUCCUUGGUGGAAAUUGAAAAGGUGGAAGGACCAACGAUUACAUUCUACGGAACCGAUAUGGUUGAUGGUACACCAUUGCUUGAUAUUAAACCAUUUAUACCGUUUUAUGAUUCACCAGUUUCGCCAAUGGACUCUGGUCGCAUUUCUGUUGGUCCUUUGGAAACACUGGAUUUUUAUGAUUCGCGUCAAGAGCCGGAUGGUGAAGAAUCAGAGCUUGAAUUGCUUGCAGCUGGUGCUACAGGAGGAAGUAAUAGUAGUAGUGAUGAUACUGUCGGCGGUAGUGGCAGUGGUGGUGUAGGGAAUUACCAUAGUUCAACACCUCCCAAUUUAGUUAACCAUAUUUCACCGCCGUUGAGUGCUGUAAAAGUACCCAAUUGGGUAGCAGGAAGUCAUCGCUUAAAGGUUUGCUUUAAUGAGCGCGCUGAAACCCAAUUACAAGAGCUACAAGUUAAUCGGCAAUGCAUAAUAGACAUUUUAGAAGCUGAUCCGCGUUCUGUGUAUCUGCGUACAAAAUAUGGUUCACAAAUAUUCACCUUUCAAUUAAGCGAAGUAACUGUAACUUGUAAAUUCGAUGACAAAGCCGCAAUGGUAACAGUGGUGCAAAUCCGUAGAACGGAAAAUGUACAAGACGAAGAAGUAGCAGAGUGAAAAAGACUUUCUUCACGUAAAUACAUAUAAAAUUAUGUAGAAAUGUUGGAGGAUUUUCAUUUAAACACUAGUAUUCUUAUGGUUGACAGAUGGAGCUAAAGCUAAAUUAAAAAGAAAAACUUAUAGUAGUAUACGCAUGUACGACAUGACCACCUGUGUUGGUCUCACGCAAUCUUCAUCGCUCUUGCAUAUUUAGCCAAACUGCAGUUGGCGCAGUGGGUAUUUAAGUUAAGCAAUCAAUCGUUGUUAACUGCAGCUAUGUAGAAACCUGGUUUUUAACGGUUGGCAUAAUAUUCCAUUUUAGCUGCUGUGCUUGUUUGUAUUUUAAAUAUGCUUUCCGUUUAAGUUUUAAUUAUAUUAACGUAUACGUUAUAAUAAGCUUGGUAUAGAUGUUGUUUGUCUGCUUACAAAACAUAUCGUCUAUAGAAAAAAAUAUCAAUGACAAUUAUAGCAACUAUUUAAGUAAAUAAAUGUUGAUAAUAUACUAAA
Messenger RNA from Bactrocera latifrons, 1872 nucleotides. RefSeq lists its product as uncharacterized. The record is from RefSeq and is a predicted model, not a curated record. Bases 184 to 1383 code for a protein of 399 amino acids. The transcript has 4 exons. Lineage: Eukaryota; Metazoa; Arthropoda; Insecta; Diptera; Tephritidae.